GUGCAUAGUAUGCAGGCAAUAGGAUGGGUAAAUCGAUGGCAUGAAGUCCGUUGGCUGGGCUCUGCAACAAGUUGGCACGCCUCCUUUUUUUCGUGGACAAGUCGGUGCAGAUGCCCGGAUAAGGGAGCUAGAUUUUUUGUCACACCGUCUGCUUGAUAGAAACAUAAAUUUUUGGAGCUCCCCCUCUUCUUCCUUCUCUUCCAUUCAUACUAUUCUCUGUUACUUUUCAUACUCUUCUCUGAUACCAAAGCUUUACAUCUCUCUUCUCAUCUCAAUCGACCCUUUUCUCCAAAAUGGCAGCUGCAGUUCUCCAACCUCUCCAGGGGCUUUCCCUCGACGGUGGAAUCAUGGAUCCUUCUCCAAUCUCUCCCAAUGCUUCCCGUCACGGACGAGGAAAGCACGGUGGCAGCGUAGCCAAGAAGACCCGCGGACGUGGCUACAGCGUCGUAGACGAGCGUGACGUCCUGAUCUCCAAAGCCCUCUCAUUCGUGCUGAAACGCACCGUGGACGAGAACGAAGAGCAAGAAGAAGGAGCCGAGAAGCUCGUAGCCGAUUCAGAAGGCUGGGUUGACUGUGAUGAUAUUCUCGCCGCCCCCCAAAUCUCCUCCCUCAAAAUCACCUUCCUAGAACUCCAAGCCCUGAUCUCCUCCCCCACUUCCAACAAAUCCCGCUUUGCAAUCCGCCUCGACCCCUCCACCGAAAACUCCUCCGACGAAGACCUCGACGCCUCCGACUACCAAAUCCGUCUGUCCCCCUCCCUCCAAACGCCCGCUACCCCCACCACCACCUCUGCCAUCCUAACCCCUCUCACCAUCGACUCCGAGGACCUGCCCGACCUGAUCGUCUACGAGACCUCCUACGCCAACUACCCCCUGAUCCUCGCAUCCGGUGGAAUCAAGCGCGCGGGCGGCCAAGCGAACCUUUCGUUCUCGGCUCUAUCCUCAGAGGGCGAAAUGACGCCGUCGUCCAGUGCGGACGUGAGUAUCUACAUCCCGCUCCGCUCCGCGAUGGCGGCUGACCCGGCGAUCACAUGGUCGCGGACUGAGGCGGGGAAUGUGGUUACGGAGGGAGAUAAGACGGGGGUUGUGAGCAAGCAGUUUUGGAAGAAGGUUGUUGCUCGACGAGCGGACAUUGGAGUUUUGUUUGAGGAUGGGGUUGUGAGGAAGGAGGUACCCGUUGGAUUGAGGGGUAAGGGCGUUAAGGGAAAGAAGGGGAUGGGAAAGGGUGGAAAGGGAAUUGGUCGUGUGAUUAAGGAGGUUAAGGCUGGUAGUGAUGAGGAGAGCAGUGAGUAGAUAGUUUGAUUCGUGUACUUGGAUAUAUAGUGGGGCUGGUUAGGUAUGGGAUGGACUUUUGGAUUGGAUUUGGGCAGGCGGACUUCGGACUUCCAAUUUGGAUGGAGAGGAGGGAUUGUGCGUGUCUAUGCAUUGCUUUGUACUUGGGAGGAGGAAAUACCCGUUUGUGAUGAUAUGAGCAAAGCGGCAUUGGGAUUGGAAUGGCAUAUAGGUAGCAUCAUCAAAAUAGAUUUCUACUCUUGAGCAAC
Molecule: messenger RNA, 1540 nt
Organism: Mollisia scopiformis
Lineage: Eukaryota; Fungi; Ascomycota; Leotiomycetes; Helotiales; Mollisiaceae
Exons: 2
Coding region: 294-1292 (332 amino acids)
Biological process (GO): tRNA splicing, via endonucleolytic cleavage and ligation
Molecular function (GO): tRNA 2'-phosphotransferase activity
Source: RefSeq, a predicted model, not a curated record